CCGUGAAUUUAAAUCGAAUUUCGACUUUAUUCAGUCAUCGUUGCGUGAUCCCCCAGCUAUUAUCGAACAUUGCUCUCAGCAUCAAAAUAGAUUAGAGCAGAUCAUCCAUUACCAGAUCAGACAUCCUCGAGGCUUGUGAUCCUUAAUGGCCGGCGGAGUGAGUGAAAGGCAUCUCAUGAAGAUCGCGGAGGCUUUCAAGGAGCUCGCGGCGGCUGUUAAUUCACAGACUGCCGACAUAGAAGUGGCACCCUUCUCUAAGGCAUGCUCUCUGGUUUCGCCUCUCUUUGGCUGUUUGGGGAUUGCCUUCAAGUUCGCCGAGAUGGACUACGUCGCCAAGGUUGAUGAUAUUGGAAGAGCGUCGAGUUCAAUUUUUACAUUACCAGCUAUGCUUGAUAAAGAUAUAAAAGAGAACAAUUUGAGGAAAGCUGGUAGUCAUUCAAGAAACUUGUUAAGAGUGAAGCGUGGGCUUGACAUGGUCAGGGUGCUGUUUGAGAAAAUUCUAGCUACAGACAGGGGAACUUCCCUGAAGGAUCCAGCUUCCACGGCUUAUGCCCAGGUCUUUGCGCCCCACCAUGGAUGGGUCAUCAGGAAAGCGGUUGCUGCAGGAAUGUAUGCCCUUCCUACGAGAGCUCAACUAAUGAAGGAGCUCAAUGAAGAUGAGGACUCCGCCAGGAUUGAAAUGGAAACUUACAUCAUUACUUCUGCUCCGGUCAUCACAUACAUUGACAAACUCUUCCUCGCAAGAGAAUUGGGUAUAGAUUGGUGAUUCAUGAACCACCUUGUAGUCAUAAGUAUUUAUCGCCUCUAAGAAUGCUUACACCAUAGAUUUUGUUUUGUAAUCAGUGUUUUGAAUGUGACUGUCCUGAGCAUGAUCAAUAGGCACAAGAAAUGAUUGUGGAAAAAGCUCUUUGACAAUCAAUAUGCUGUUUGAAAAAGCUUUUGCAUUUCCACAGAAUUUGUUCAUAGAGACAUUUAAUCAAUCAUAACUAAUAAUUGUUACUACCUUUA
Messenger RNA from Tripterygium wilfordii, 1008 nucleotides. RefSeq names its product accelerated cell death 11-like. Gene Ontology annotation, molecular function: ceramide 1-phosphate transfer activity; ceramide 1-phosphate binding. Gene Ontology annotation, biological process: ceramide transport; intermembrane lipid transfer. NCBI's taxonomy places the organism in Eukaryota, Viridiplantae, Streptophyta, Magnoliopsida, Celastrales, Celastraceae. The coding region runs from base 146 to 766 and encodes 206 amino acids. The transcript has 4 exons. The record is from RefSeq and is a predicted model, not a curated record. Gene Ontology annotation, cellular component: cytoplasm; membrane; cytosol.